Messenger RNA from Rhopalosiphum maidis (corn leaf aphid), 1067 nucleotides. RefSeq lists its product as uncharacterized. NCBI's taxonomy places the organism in Eukaryota, Metazoa, Arthropoda, Insecta, Hemiptera, Aphididae. The record is from RefSeq and is a predicted model, not a curated record. Bases 423 to 1067 code for a protein of 214 amino acids. The transcript has 2 exons.
UUGUACACUGUACGUUUGCCGUCUCAUUUAUCAUCAAAUAAUAAAAAUAUGGUACCUAUCGCCUAGAGUUCGCCUUUAUAUACCUACACUGACGACGUUCUUUUAGCCGCUAACUAUAAAAUAUAACAACGCUAUUUCCGGACCGAUAUUUUUCGACCGUCUUAUAUAGUUUCCCGUUUGACAAUCUCCGGGUACUAUUUUUCUUUAUAUAUAUUUAUUGAUUGAUGGAAACGAACGGUCCGCCUCCACCACGAACGUUGUAUACGUUUUUUUUUUCAAUUUUUUUUUUCACCGCGUAGAAGUUCUCGCUCUACACAGCCACAACUAUUACGUAUACGAAUACACACCGCCGGUCGCCGUUGGUAACGCAGAAAAUAUUUCUGCGAACUUUUGUGAUUACUUGCCCGCACUGUUCCCAAGAAAUGGGCAACAUUGAGGUAACGCCUACAGAUCCGUCGUUGUCGGAUAACGACAGCAACGCGGACAACGACUCGACCGCGUCCGCCUCGUCGUCCACCACCGAAGUCGCACCGCCGUCUGCGCCCGUGAACGACUAUGACGAUGACCACGAUGGCGGCGGCGGCGGCGGCGGCGACCACGACCGCGACGACGACCGACCGGACGACGAAGAUCGGAUGACGAAUCGGUCGAACCGGACGAAUCGACGACACCGGACGACGGCGGCCAGUCGGCGAAGGUCCGUCGCUAAGCGGAAUCGCGCGGCCGCGAGCGGAGUCGGACGUGACGACACGGGACAGUCGCCGUGGACGGUCGUGGUGGACGACGACGACGACGACGCCGCGGAACCGUCAUCCACGGCGGCGGCCGCCGGACGUCGGGCGCGGCCCAGCCGACCACCGCGGACCCGGAACCGAUCGCGGUCGGUUUGUUCGCGGAUACGCCAGGGCAACCACCACAGCGGUACGGUCCAUCGCCGUCUGUCGGAGAGCCCGGAAGAUCCGGUGGUCGUGACUGCGGCCGCGGAACGGGUCGCAUCACGAGCCACCCCACGGCCCUACCCUCGCAGAUCCACACGAACAACCGCCGGCCAGAGGAGGAGGAGUUGA